Aspergillus fumigatus Af293 is the source of this 294-nucleotide messenger RNA. RefSeq lists its product as uncharacterized. NCBI's taxonomy places the organism in Eukaryota, Fungi, Ascomycota, Eurotiomycetes, Eurotiales, Aspergillaceae. The transcript is spliced from 2 exons. The coding region runs from base 1 to 294 and encodes 97 amino acids. The record is from RefSeq and is a predicted model, not a curated record.
AUGAAAGAACAAAAGAACAAAGAUAUGUGGGGUACGGGCCAUAUCACGAGUGUUGCUAUUCUCGUCGAUAUGGCCCAAGCAGACUCGAUCGCCGAGAGUACAGCGGACAGCAGACAGCGGACAGAGGCCAGAGGACCGACUCUUCCGGCGAUUGUUUCACCAGUGCAGAAUCAAAAAAGGCCGAGCACGGAUCAGCGCAGCGUCGAUGCAGGCUCGUAUAUCCCGUCUAAAGAGAGCCGCGCCGAGAAACGCGCCAAUCAUCAAGCAUCCACUACGAGGAUGAUGCUAUUUUAA